This is a messenger RNA of Zingiber officinale, 2167 nucleotides long. RefSeq names its product tRNA-dihydrouridine(20/20a) synthase-like. The record is from RefSeq and is a predicted model, not a curated record. Gene Ontology annotation, biological process: tRNA dihydrouridine synthesis. Gene Ontology annotation, molecular function: flavin adenine dinucleotide binding; tRNA dihydrouridine synthase activity. The transcript has 13 exons. NCBI's taxonomy places the organism in Eukaryota, Viridiplantae, Streptophyta, Magnoliopsida, Zingiberales, Zingiberaceae. Bases 130 to 1428 code for a protein of 432 amino acids.
UAUCAUGGAGCGGCUCUUGAUGUUUGCCCAAUCCUCGUAUAUUCCCUACCUCGCCGGAGCUCUUACAGACAGUGCGGCGGAGCGGAUACAAUUCUUCAAGGAAUUUGCAUGUGAAUUUUCUCUUGGGUGAUGAACUCUGCAAUAAAUAACCUUCGUGGGGCAUUCUUUUCUCAUAGCAUCCUUACUUGCACCUAUGAAAAAAAAUCCUUUAUCAUACGGAAUAGAUUUUCUCAUCAAUUUAAGAGGUUUCAUUCUUCUAUGGGAAAACAUCUUGCUCAUUCCAGCACAAACGUUAAUGGAGAAGAUCUUCCACAGUUGUUCAGUGUUGCGCCCAUGAUGGACUGGACAGACAAUCAUUAUAGGACACUUGCUCGUUUGAUAUCAACACAUGCAUGGCUCUACACAGAAAUGGUUGUUGCAGAAACGAUUGUUCAUCAAAAGGAUAACUUGGAUAGGUUCUUGGCAUUUUCUCCCAUACAACACCCAAUCGUUCUACAAAUUGGUGGGAGCAAUUUGAAGAACUUAGCAAAGGCAACUGAGCUUGCAAAUGCUUACUCAUAUGAUGAAAUUAAUCUCAAUUGUGGAUGCCCUAGUGGAAAAGUUGCGGGCCAUGGUUGCUUUGGUGCACGACUGAUGUAUGAUCCUAAGUUUGUGGGAGAUGCUAUGUCAGCCAUUGCUUCCAAUUGUGAUGUUCCUGUCAGUGUCAAAUGCAGAAUUGGAGUUGAUGAUCGUGAUUCAUACAAUGAGCUUUGUGAUUUCAUACAUACUGUUGUCUCUCGAUCUCCCACUGCACACUUUAUAAUACACGCAAGGAAAGCGUUGCUAAGUGGUCUUAGUCCUGCUGAGAAUCGAAAUGUCCCCCCUCUGAAAUAUGAGUACUAUUUUUCCUUGUUGCGUGACUUCCCUGAAAUUCGGUUCACUAUAAAUGGUGGCAUUACCUGCAUCAGCCAGGUUAAAGCAUCUUUAAGAGAAGGAGCUCACAGUGUGAUGGUUGGUCGUGCUGCAUACAAUAAGUUUUCAAGUCCAUGGAAUACCUUGGGACAAGUUGAUAGUGAAAUAUAUGGUGCUUCAAGAAUACAUUUUUCCCGUCGUCAGGUUCUUGAAAAAUAUCAAAUAUAUGGGGAUUCUGAACUUGGAAAAUAUGGACCAAACAAGCCAAAUAUUAGACAAAUAGUAAAGCCAUUACUACACCUAUUCCACUCUGAACCUGGAAAUGGCCUUUGGAAACGUAAAGCUGAUACUGCUAUGCGGCAUUGCACUACAAUUGAGUCGUUUCUUGAAGAAACAUUAGAUGCAAUUCCUGAUAGUGUGUUGGAUUCAACCCUCCCCAUAAUCCCACCGGAGGAGGAAGGUGUAUUUUUUGACAAAACAUUGUUGCCUCCACCUUACAAAUCAUGUCAAGUGCCAGGGUUGUGCGUCAGAGUUUGAUCCAAGACAAUCUUCAUCCUCAUAGUUUAGAGAAGCAGAAGCAUCUCCUACCGACCUUGGGUUGUUUAAGAAUGGAGUUUCUUGCUUGUCGGCUUUAGAUUGCUGGCUGGAGGAGAAAAUUGCUUUGGUUUCAGCUCGGAUAUCCAAAGAUAUAUACACAACACGCACAUCAUGUUGUUCCAUGUGCAGAAGCGCAUCAUCACCUAAAAAAUAAAUAUAUGUAUAUUGUGAAAAAUAUAUGAUGAUCCAUUUUAAUCAGUAAUGGUGAUCAUCAUCGAGGAGUGAGUGUUUUGUUCUGAACGCCUAGUUGAAGACAAUUUGUCAUUGAUGGUCGUUAACUUGCAUACUCACACACACUUAGCUACUCUUCACCUAAAUUAUUUGUACAUUGUGAAAAAUAUACGAUGAACCCUUGUAAUCUUAUAAUGGUGAUCAUUUAACAAUUUAUUUGACUGAUGUUGAAUAUUGGUUGGGGGAGAGAGCUUCCGGCCAUUCUCUUGCUUGCUGACAUUUUUUUUUUCAGAAAGUCCAUCUCAACCUUAUCAGAGUGGUAUGCAAGGAAGGGGCCUCGAGCAAGGUAAGUAAUUUUGAAGGAAUUAAGGGAAUUCAAGGGUCUUAUUAUCUCUGAUUUGAGGCACUCAUCAAGCAGUACCUAGAAUCCUGAGAAGAGAAGUAUUAGGAUCAGAGCCAAUGACUUAAAGAAAUCAUUGGCAAAGAAACCUUGGAGCUGAUGAACUCC